AUGCGUUUGCAGGACCUUGUAUCCUGCAGCAGGCCAUCGCCCCCCACCUGGGAGAGAUCGCUGUCAACCACACCAUCCCCGACACCGACAGCCCACUGCGCCUGGGUAUCGUCAUCACAGACAGGGAUCAGAAAACGAUCAUUCUCGUCGACGAGCAUGCGGGAAGAGGCACUAUCUGUGGUGAGUGAGGACCAGUCCAUAUUCGACCCCCCCUAUGGCCCUCCCCACCUCAUGAAGACAGAGGUGCCCCCUGCCGAGGACUACAACGGCAAGGAGAGGCCGGCGCUGGGGGAGCCGGACUGGUCCAGUCAGACCAGCAGGGGGCACUCUGUGAAGAGGGAGAAUGAGAAUGUCAACUGCUCCAGACCGUCCUCUGUGGACUGCAGUGUAUCCAGACGCAGCAAAUCUGGGAGCGACCCACACCCCAUCCCCUACCCAGUCAGCUACAGCGACCAGCGUAUCAGCCCCCCAGCCAACCCCCCCAGUGAGGAGAAGAGGGUUAUCGUCCCAGCAGACCCUGGUGUGUGGACCCAGGACCACGUGCGCCAGUGGCUGGACUGGGCGGUGAAGGAGUAUGGGCUGGAGGAGGUGGACGUGGGCCUGUUCCAGCAUGUGGACGGCAAGGAGCUGUGCAAGAUGGGCAAGGAGGAUUUCCUGCGCCUCACCUCGCCCUACAACGCCGACGUGCUGCUAUCCCACCUGGCCUACCUGCGGCAGAGCAGCCCGACCUUCACCUACCCAGCUGCCCCAGCUGUGACGCCCCAGCCCCCUGCACCCCCACCACGUGUGCAAGUGAAAACAGAGUCCCCCUACGAGGAAAUCAGGCGAAGCAGCUGGAGCGGCUCCCUCAGCGGAGGCCCCAAAGGGUCCCCCCCCCAGAUCCAGGGGGUGAAUCGGACGAGUGACUCCCCACGGAUCGUAACAGGCAGCGGCCAGAUCCAGCUGUGGCAGUUCCUGCUGGAGCUGCUGUCGGACAGCAGCAACGCCGGGUGCAUCACGUGGGAGGGCACCAAUGGGGAGUUCAAGAUGACGGACCCGGAUGAGGUCGCACGGCGCUGGGGCGAGCGCAAGAGCAAGCCCAACAUGAACUACGACAAGCUGAGCCGGGCCCUGCGCUAUUACUACGACAAGAGCAUCAUGACCAAGGUGCACGGGAAACGUUACGCCUACAAGUUCGACUUCCAGGGCAUCAGCCAGGCCCAGCAGAACCACCCGGGCGAGGGGCCCCUCUACAAGUACCACCCGGCCGACCUGUCCUACCUGCCUUCCUAUCACCAGCAGAAGGUGGGCUUCGGCCUCAGCCACGCCGCCCAGCUGCCCGUCUCCUCCGCCGGCUUCUUCGGGGCCCCCGCGCCCUACUGGAACGCCGGCUCUGGGAACCUCUACCAGAGCUCGCCCGCACCGGUACCCACAGCAGCACAAGGGGGCACUGGAGAGUCCACGGAGGAAUCUGCCCUGGGUUAUCAUACAAGACAGACGAAAGGGGGGUACGGUGGCUGGCCACCCAGCACCAUGGCCCCCGCCUGCCCUGGGGGCUGAGUCUGUCUGGUGUCGGCUG
Molecule: messenger RNA, 1558 nt
Organism: Gopherus evgoodei (Goodes thornscrub tortoise)
Lineage: Eukaryota; Metazoa; Chordata; Testudines; Testudinidae
Product: retroviral integration site protein Fli-1 homolog
Biological process (GO): cell differentiation; regulation of transcription by RNA polymerase II
Cellular component (GO): nucleus
Molecular function (GO): DNA-binding transcription factor activity, RNA polymerase II-specific; sequence-specific DNA binding
Source: RefSeq, a predicted model, not a curated record